Messenger RNA from Taeniopygia guttata (zebra finch), 5297 nucleotides. NCBI's taxonomy places the organism in Eukaryota, Metazoa, Chordata, Aves, Passeriformes, Estrildidae. The record is from RefSeq and is a predicted model, not a curated record.
GCGGGACUCAGUUUCCCAGCGCGCCCCGCGGCGGCCCGGGGGGAGCGGGACCGGGCGCUCGCUGAGGAGUUGGGAAGCACCACAGAGAGCCAAGAGCCAACAAAUCAUCUCAACACCUAAAUGAGGCAUUAAGUCUGAUCUAUUGCUCUGUCUGAGACCUCACCAGGGAACACAAGUAUUAGAAAUGGCAGUUUACUGCAUCACGCUGGCCGUGAACCUCAUCGCCUGCCUGGCCUGGUGGAUCGGGGGAGGCUACGGGGUCAACUUUGGCCUGGCCAUCCUCUGGCUGAUCCUCUUCAGCCCCUGUGGCUACGUCUGCUGGUUCCGCCCUGCCUACAAAGCCUUUCGGUCGGACAGUUCCUUUAAUUUCAUGGCCUUUUUCUUCAUCUUUGGGGCGCAGUUCCUCCUCACGGUCCUGCAGGCAAUCGGCUUCUCCGGAUGGGGAGCGUGUGGAUGGUUGGCAGCCAUCACCUUCUUCAGCACCAACGUGGCAGCUGCUGUGUUCAUGCUGUUCCCUGCCAUCAUGUUCACCAUGUCAGCAGUUGCAAUGCUCAUCUGCAUUAUUAGGGUACAUAAAAUCUACCGAGGGGCUGGUGGAAGCUUCCAGAAGGCUCAAGAUGAGUGGAACAGCGGCGCAUGGAGGAACCCUCCCAGCAGGGAGGCCCAAUACAGCAAUUUUUCUGGGAACAGCCUGCCAGAGUAUCCCACAGUGCCCAACUACCCCUCUGCAAACCAAUGGCCUUAAGCAGCAACAGCUGCAAACUGCCUGGAGUCUCUCCUUUUUGGUCUUUUUAUUCUUGUUCUUGGAAAAGAUAAUUUGCAUUCCCCCCCCAAGCACCCCACUCAUCUCGGGGACCUUUCUGGUUCUUGCCUCCUGAUCCCUGUGGAAUAUCCGUGCUCUCAGCCCUUCCCACCUCCACUGCACUGCACGGCCAUGGCAGAAAGCUUUUUGUUUGCCUCGAGUCACCAGUAUUCGCCUCGUUGCAGAGUGAGAACAAACCCUUCACUGCCCUUGCUUGAGGGAAUCCUCUCCUGACCAUCCCUGGAAAAGGCUCAGCUUCCCCACGAUGGCAACACUCCCACAGCUGCUCCUGCCCCUGCUCCUGCUCAGCUUCCAUGGAAUGCCCAGCACAGCACCACGCCGUCUGUAGCAAAAGCAAUCAGAGCAUUAAUAGCAACUGGUGUUUACUCUCCUGGAUGAAUAAUGUGGAAUUUUUCACUCUAAGGGAAAUGCAGCACUUAAAUUAUUUGGUACUGGUGAUACUGAAGUGAUUUGUGAAAGCUCCACCCUCCGUGGGAGGAUCCCUGCAGGUAACAGAGGUGCCCUGGGUGAGUCCUCCUUUGAGAUGGGAAGUCCCCACAAGUCCUCCUUUGCCUGGCUCAGACUGUUGUGAUGCUACAGCUCCUGCUUUCCCUGCUGCCAAAACCUCUUGCUGGAUCUGUGUGUUCCAAAGGUGCAGAUUCAUCUCCUUAGGUUCAUGAUUGCUCAAAGCCCAGUGGAAACCAGCGCAGAGCUGACACUGGGCCUUGGUGACGUUCACCCCGGUACAGGGACUCAGCAUGAGAUUUCCCCAUGUAACUUCCAGCCAGGUUUUGUGCUGGAUGCAAGAUAAUGAUGGAUCUCAGUGCUGGAGCCCCAGUGUGGUUUGGAAAUACUUCUGUUACAAUGAAUAGUUUAGUUCUGCCUUCUGCUGGUGUAGCUGGACUCCAGAUAUUACAGUGGGGUCUGGGAGACCAAGGGAAGGUUGUUAGUCCUCAUGGCUGCUCUUGGCUCUGUGGCUGGCAGGUCCUGAGAGAGAGAUUCCUGCCUUUCUCCCAACAAUCAGCUGAAGGGACGUUGAAGCUGUUGAGAGGGAUUGUUUUCCCACAGAUUAUCCUCCACCUUGUCAUUCAUCUCCAUUUUGUGCCUGAGCCAUCCAAUUCCCUGUGUCCUACAGCGAUCCAGGCAGCAAAGGCUGCAGUUUCCUCUUCCCCCUCAGCCUGCUGUGAAUUUUUUAAAACCUGUCCAAACUGGGAGGUCAGUUUCCAAUUUUUUUAUAGGGAGUGAGUGUUCCAAGUCUUUGGCUCUCAAAGUUUUGGCCAAUGAUCCAGAGUGCUCCAUUUGGGAGACCUCGGAGGGGUUGGGCACCCUGGGGAUCAGACCCGGAGCCUGCUGCCUUGGCAGGCUGUCCAUGGGGUUAUUCCAAAUUCCCAAAUUCGCACUGAGCAACUGGAGAACAAAGCUGGCUCCUAGAAAGGGACAGGGACAUGGUCCUAGGUAGGUGGAAUUGAUUUGCAAGUGGUCUUUUGAAAAUUUUUCUCUACAUGUGCCUUAUCUAAUGAAAUCACGGUUCACAGAGGAGAGCUCCCGCUUCCCCCUCAGCCCUGCAGAAUUCCCUGUUUCCCCACUAACUCGUCCUGUGUCACACUGUAAAUAAUGAGGGAAGCACAGUCUGGAGUCUGCACGACCCCUGUGUUACCAGGGCCAAAGCAAAAGCAACCCCCUAUUUCCCCAAAUUUCCGUUUACAGCCACACCGACCCCUGCUGCAGGAGCAACCCUCCACUGGCUCUGGGAUGUGGAAUGUGCUCCCAACACCAGGGGUUUUUCCUGGAGAGUGUGCAAUGUGCUUGGGAGGUCGAGCUCUUGGAGCCUUCUUAACAGAAUAUCUGAUGGCAUUGUGAAGCUUUUAGGUGCCUUUGUCUAGUGUCAAGUGUAAUUUUAAGUGUUCUUUGUCGCUUGCCAUCGGAGUGAUGAAAGAACUGCCUGGCGUUGACUCCCUGGAAAUACGAUGGAUGCACCACAGGGUGAGGGUCAGCGGGGCUGAAGGUGGGAUUGGCCACACCUGGGAGCCAGGACAUGGUGCACCCAUAUCCCUCAGUCAAGCCCCUCACCAUCCUCAUCCUCUUGCCAAAAUUCUUCAAAACCAUUUGAUACCUGCCCCAUUUCAGUGUGUCAAGUUGGAGGUUUUGAAGGAACCAAGAGGAGAAGCGUUGCUGGGGGCUCCACAUCCUGCUUCUCUUUGGGAUUUUCCCCUUGGAGAAUGUGGGGGCUGUGCUGAAGCACCCACCCUCAGUCACACUGGAAAUGUUUGAUGCAAGGAGAGGGGGUGCCUGGGAGCCUGCUCACCAUGAUGGUUGGAGCUGGACACCAAAAUCACACCCCGUUAGCCUGCACUGCCUGAGAUCCCCGUGGAGAUCAGUGCAUCUCAGGUGACAACUCCAUCUCAUCCCCUCCCUCCUCUUCCAUGCCAGAAACCGUAAUUCCAGAAAGUUGACCCAACACGCUGCCUGAACAAAUGGCUUAAUUUUUAUUUUUUUUUGUUUUGGACUCCUCUGUAUGUUUUUAAAUGUUUACAUUAGACUAAAAGUUCUUAACACCAUUAACCCGGCCCUGGCUCCUGGUGUGGUCGGGUGUCAGUGGCGUGUCUGUGUGUGAUGUUUCAUGUCACCUGUGGAGCUCUGGGUUUUGUUUGUGUUUUUCUCUUGAUCACAAGACAAUAAAUGCUCAUCCUGUGCUUGAUGAGGAGAACUGGCCGCAUCAGAGGAGUGUCUGUUCCUAGGUAACCGGAGUUAUCUGGCAGAGGAAAAUGGCAAAAUCUCUGUGUUCCUCCAAAGUCUCCCACUGCAUGUUGUUUUCUCUGUAAAAGAACAGCACAUUGGUGGAUGAGGCUCAUCCUCUGUGCUGGGGACUGGUGUGAGUGGCUUCUUGUGGUUUGUACUCUUAGAGAUGCCUCAUCAGCUUUGACCAAAGGUGUUGUCAUUGUUCCCAUCUUCUAACAAUGGGAUUGGAGGGCAGAGGUGUGAAAAGUCCAUCUCCCAAGCACUGGGAGCCCCUGGCAGUGCUGGUGUCUGCUUUCCCCAGUUACUGUCUGGAAGGAGACUCUUACUCCUGGAGUAAAUGGGCUUGGACAGCGAAGGUGAGUUGAGCCCUUUCAGCAUGUAGCUGAAUUUAUUGCCCAAAAUGUUUUUCCAAAGCUAUCCCAGAAUCUCAGAGUAUUUGUGUUGGAAGGGACCUUUAAAGCCCAUCCCAUUCUACCCCCUGCCAUGGCAGGGACACCUUCCACCAUCCCAGGUUUGUACAAGCCCCAGUGUGCAGCCUGGCCUUGGCACUGCCAGGGAUCCAGGGUGGGCACCCUGUGCCAGGGCCUGCCCACCCUGCCAGGGAACAAUUCCUGCCCAAUCUCCCAUCCAGCCCUGCCCUCUGGCAGUGGGAGCCAUUCCCUGUGUCCUGUCCCUCCAGGCCUUGUCACCAGUCCCUCUCCAGCUCUCCUGGAGCCCCUUCAGGCCCUGCCAGGGGCUCUGAGCUCUCCCUGGAGCUUCUCCUCUCCAGGGGAGCACCCCCAGCGCUCCCAGCCUGGCUCCAGAGCAGAGGGGCUCCAGCCCUGGCAGCAUCUCUGGCCUCAUUCCCACAGGUCCGUGUCUUUCUUGUGUGGGGGCCCUAGAGUUGGACACAACACUCCAGGUGGGAGUAUGGAAAUCAUCAUAUUGUGUCAUACCCCAGCUCCACUCCAUGGCAGAUAUUUAAUCCUGGAAGAGCCAUUUCCCUCACAGCUGUUGAUGUGACAUCUGCUGAUCUCUGUUUUCCCUGUCUCCAAAGCCCUGUGCCAGGUUCCCCCUGCCUGGCCCUCACCAUCCUCUCUCUGACAGUGGUUCCCUACAGCUGCUGCUGUGUCCUGAUGUGUUGAGCAUGAGGCUGAAUUCGAUUUUCCUCAAAUUCUUGCUCCAGGGCCUCAAAAUCUGAGCAUGAGGCACAUUUUAAGCUCCUGCUCCAGCUGUUACCCGAGCAGGAACUUGGCACUUGGAAUUAGGGGUUUUUUUGGGUUUUUUUUUUGCCUCUGCUGCAGGAGGACCAGGCAGGAUUUGUCAGGAAUCCACCCAGACUCAGGAAUGGGGGUGGUUGUGUAGCCAAGCUUGGACCCCCACCCUGAGGAGCUCCAAAAAUCUCUGGAUUCUGCAUCAGGGUGUGAGAGACACUGUAAGGGCCUGGAUUUUCCUUUUCCCUGGUUCUUGCUGUGUUUCUGUCACUCUGCAGUUCCAGCUGGGAAGGUGCUGCCCACCUGGACCAGCUCAUUCUCCUGUUCUCCCAUGCAGUCACAGUGGUCCCUUCGUGUUGUCUGCUUGUGAAUGAGCCCAAAGUGUCUCUUGCCCACAGGAGAGGGACAGGGCUCCUGGCUGGAUGCUUUCAUGACAGAAAUUCCCUGGCUUUUCUUGUCCCCGUGGCAUGAGCUGCUCGUGUCUCUGCAGGCCUUUGGCACACCGUGUGCUCACCGCUGGAGAUCUGCCUUGAAAUAAAAUCCAAACUCCUUUCUUCCCUCCA